AUGGCUGUGCAGGGGGAGAUGCCCCCCCCUCUGAGCCAGACACAGUGGGAAAAGGUGGUCCUGGGCUUUGACCGUCUGUGCACCACAGCAGGGAGAGGGAGCACGGCGGGGCAGGAGUGUUGUGUGCAGACUGACGGGCUGCAGGGCUUGGCCGUCGGCGAAGCGGUUCAUUUAGCAAGAGACUUUGGCUACGUGUGCGAGACGGAGUUCCCGCAAAGGCCAUCGCCGAAGUACCUGGGAAGGCCACAUGUGGAGCGCAACGACGUCAACUCCCGCAAGAACAUGCUGCUUGCUGCCAAGCAAAUCUGCAAGGAGUUCACUGACCUGCUCUCUCAGGACCGCUCGUCCAUCGGUAACACCAGACCGGCGCCCAUCCUGGAACCCGGAAUUCAAGGCUGCCUGACUCACUUCAGCCUCAUCACUCACGGCUUCGGCUCCCCGGCCAUCUGCGCCGCCAUGACCUCGCUGCAGAACUACCUGAACGAGUCUCUAAAACAAGUGGACAAGAUGUACCUGAGCUCCGGCAGCGACACCCAGGGAUCCUCAGACAGUGGGAGCAAAUCUGCCGACAAAAUAGACAAGCACAGGAAAUGAGAGCUCAGAGGAGAAUCCGUAUGAACUUCAGAGCCCCCGAAUCCCUCACUGCGUGGUCUGCCCCUUUUUUGGACAUUUUUUUAAUAGGAAAAAAAACAAAAAAACGUCAAUAUUAAGUAUUGUCAUUUUGAGAGCUGAAUUGGUACGCAAGUGUGUGUAUGUGUGUGUGUGUGCGUGCGUGUGUGUGUGUGUGCACUCUUGCACUGUAAAUUUCUAUUUUUGAGAAGUUGUGGACUUUCAGCUGAGCCGUUGUUGGCGUCCGCGCUGAACGCCGCCGACCGGUCCUCGAUGGGAGCCCACUCUGUGAAAAUGUAGCGAGCGCCGCGUCAGACCGACCACUAUGCAGUUCAACACGGUCGACGGUGUGGCGACGCUACCGCCAUAGGACCUUCCCUGACAAGCAAGAGGAAAACAAAAUAUACAAAUACAUGUUUUGUUUUGUUUUGUUUUUUCUCCCGAGAGGACAUCAUUUCAAGAUGAGUGGCUGUGAAUUCCUCUGUUCCCCCUCCUGCUCUGUCUGCAGGCAAAUCGAUGAUUUCCUGU
Molecule: messenger RNA, 1137 nt
Organism: Salarias fasciatus (jewelled blenny)
Lineage: Eukaryota; Metazoa; Chordata; Actinopteri; Blenniiformes; Blenniidae
Product: transcription factor AP-2-beta-like
Exons: 4
Coding region: 1-594 (197 amino acids)
Biological process (GO): anatomical structure development; regulation of transcription by RNA polymerase II; regulation of cell population proliferation
Cellular component (GO): nucleus
Molecular function (GO): DNA-binding transcription factor activity, RNA polymerase II-specific; RNA polymerase II transcription regulatory region sequence-specific DNA binding
Source: RefSeq, a predicted model, not a curated record